CGGCAGGCACCGGGCCAUCAGGCACGACAGCGGGCAUUGGGUCACCAGGCAUCAGGUCAUUUGGCUCGCCAGCGGGCACCGCGUCAUCUGGCAAGGCAGUGGGGCACCGAGUCACCAGGCACGACAGUGGGCUCCGAGUCAACUGGCAUGACCGCGGGCACGGGGUCAGACAUUGGAUCGUCUGGCUCGACAGCGGGCAUCGGGUCACCAGGCAUCAGGUCAUUUGGCUCGCCAGCGGGCACCGCGUCAUCUGGCAAGGCAGUGGGCACUGAGUCACCGGGCACGACAGUGGGCUCCGAGUCAACUGGCAUGACCGCGGGCACGGGGUCAGACAUUGGAUCGUCUGGCUCGACAGUGGGCAUCGGGUCACCAGGCAUGACAGCGGGCACUGGGUCAUCAGGCAUUGGAUUGUCAGGCUGGAUCAGCUGGGUAGAGACAUCAGGCUGAAGUGCGGGUGCCGAGGCACCAGGCUGAACCACGGAAGGCAGGUUCUCAGACGGCAGGCUCACCGGUUUGGAUACUGGCAGGAUGGUACUGGUUGGAAAG
Messenger RNA from Staurois parvus, 546 nucleotides. The record is from the annotation of a GenBank genome assembly. NCBI's taxonomy places the organism in Eukaryota, Metazoa, Chordata, Amphibia, Anura, Ranidae.